AACAGCUUUUAUCCUACACAUCCUCUUCCGGAGCCAAAAAACCCAAACCACAGCCAUGGAAGGAGCACCAAACCCCUCCAAGAAGCCUUCUGGCAGCCAACAGAGCUCGCCCUCAACUGCAGUAAGCCAAGGAAGCAGCCAAACCCCAACCAGUGGUCAACAGAGCCAGGGAAGUGGACAAGACAGUGGAUACCAAGGGCAAACUGGCAGCAGCUCCCAGUAUGGCAGCGGACAACAACAAGAUCAAAGCAGUGGCCAGCAGGGUAGUGGAUAUCAACAAGGACAGGAUCAGAGUGGUGGUCAGCAGGGUACCGGAAACCAACAAGGACAGGAUCAGAGUGGUGGUCAGCAGGGUAGUGGAUACCAACAAGGACAGGGUCAGAGCAGUGGCCAGCAGACUGGGGGAAGUCAGGGCAGUGGGCAACAAAGUUCUGGAACCCAGCAAGGAGGACAGAGUCAAGGACAGGGACAGGAUUCUUCUUACAACUUUAGACAGGGAAAAGAUAAGUAAUAGACCUGUGGUUUG
Bufo bufo (common toad) is the source of this 526-nucleotide messenger RNA. Its product is annotated as filaggrin-2-like. Bases 56 to 511 code for a protein of 151 amino acids. The record is from RefSeq and is a predicted model, not a curated record. The transcript is spliced from 4 exons. NCBI's taxonomy places the organism in Eukaryota, Metazoa, Chordata, Amphibia, Anura, Bufonidae.